AUGGACUUCACCUAUACGCCAAGUUCGCCGUCGUCGUCUAGAGGAACCUCUAUCUCUGUUGCAACUCCAAACGAAGCGGCCGUCAUUCGUCGUAUCGAAAAUGGAGAAUACGUGGACGAACAGGAAACAGAUGACGAUACUCACAGCCUGACGUCUAGCAUUCGGCAACAUAUUGUGGAUGGAGGACUGAGGUAUCAUGCGUACCAUGCAGGCCAAUAUGCCUUCCCCAAUGAUGAGAAUGAGCAGGCCCGUGAUAACCUCAAACAUGUCUUGACAUUGCAUCUUUGCGAGGGAAAAUAUUUCUAUGCUCCUAUACAAGAGCUUCUUCAGAGAGGCGCCUAUAUUCUCGAUUUGGGCACCGGGACAGGCUCAUGGUGUGUUGAGAUGGGGGAUUUGUACCCCAGAUCAACCUUUGACGGCAUGGACCUGUCCCCAAUCCAGCCUGAUUGGGUACCCGAGAAUGUAUCAUUUAUGGUUGACGACAUUGAACAUACGGCGGGGUGGACAUAUGGAGAGAACGAGCUUGACUAUGUUCAUAUACGUCACUUGGUACAUUCGAUUAAGGACCGGAGGGAAAUGUGGAAGCGUGUUUACAGUCAUCUGAAACCAGGGGGAUACGUUGAGGUGCAAGAAUUCAUGUAUGCGGCUGCCUGCGAUGACAAUUCUUGCGACGGCCCUUACGCAUGGCGGGAUUUCCUGGACUAUCUGGCUGCUGGGCUGGAGGCUCUGGGAUCAGACCUGCACGCAGUACAACAUGUUGAGAGAGAGCUUCUCGAAGCAGGAUUCGAGGACCUCCACUACGAAGACUUAAAAUGCCCCCUUGGUCCCUGGGCACGAAAGUUACGUCUCCAAGAAUGUGGCCAUCUGCUACGAGAUGUAGUAAUGUGUGGUUUGGAAGGGCUAUCACGCCGGCCAUUCAGAGACGGCCUGAGAUGGACGCAGACCCAAAUUCAAAUGUUCUUGAUUGACGUACGAAAGGAUGUGAAUCGGGUUGAAAAUGGUCUACCACCUUUUCAUAGCUACUUCCCCUUUCGAAGCAUUUAUGCGCGAAAACCAACUAUCAAUUGA
This is a messenger RNA of Pochonia chlamydosporia 170, 1068 nucleotides long. RefSeq names its product methyltransferase. The transcript has 4 exons. The record is from RefSeq and is a predicted model, not a curated record. NCBI's taxonomy places the organism in Eukaryota, Fungi, Ascomycota, Sordariomycetes, Hypocreales, Clavicipitaceae. The coding region runs from base 1 to 1068 and encodes 355 amino acids. Gene Ontology annotation, molecular function: methyltransferase activity.